This is a messenger RNA of Ilex paraguariensis (yerba mate), 1230 nucleotides long. The record is from the annotation of a GenBank genome assembly. Lineage: Eukaryota; Viridiplantae; Streptophyta; Magnoliopsida; Aquifoliales; Aquifoliaceae.
AUGUCGAAAUCACAAGAGGUGGAGGCCUUUGGAUGGGCUUGCAGAGACCCAUCUGGUGUUCUCUCUCCAUUCAAGUUUUCAAGAAGGUUUUGGGCCACUGGUGAUCAGGAUGUGAGAUUGAAGGUGUUGUAUUGUGGGAUCUGUCGUAGCGACCUUAUGAUGAACAAAGACUAUUGGGGCGUUGCAAUGUAUCCCACCGUCCAAGGGCGUGAGAUUGUUGGUGUAGUGACCGAAGUGGGCAAGAAGGUACAAAAAUUCAAAGUUGGAGACAAAGGGGGUGUGGGAUGCUUUGUGGGAUCUUGUUGGAAAUGCAAGAGUUGUGCUAACAACCUUGAAAAUCAUUGCCCCGAUCAAAUGCCCAUAGGCACUCCCCCUUACAUUGAUGGAAUGAUAAUCCAUGGGGGAUUCUCCGAUCAUAUAGUCACUGACGAGCAUUUUGUGCUUCGUUGGCCUGACAACUUGCCUCUAGAUUCCGGCGUUCCUCUCCUGGGUGCCGGAAUCACAAUGUACAGUCCAUUGAAAUAUUUUGGACUCGACAAGCCUGGUAUGCACAUUGGGGUGGUGGGUCUUGGAGGACAUGGCCAUUUAACUGUGAAAAUUAUAAAGGCUCUUGGAGGUAAAGUGACAGUGAUUAGUACCUCCCCUGAAAAGGAGGUAGUUAUUAAAAGUCUUGGUGUUGAUUCAUUUUUGGUCAGUAGUGACCUUGAUCAAAUGCAGAUUGCAAUGGGCACACUAGAUGGUAUCAUUUAUACCAUCCCUGCAGUUCAUCCUCUUCAACCUUUAAUUGACCUAUUAAAAACCCAUGGAAAGCUUGUGAUGGGUGGUGGACCAGUGGAGCUGCUAGAUCUACCGGUGUCUCUUUUGAUUGUUGGUAAGUACAUUUCACUUACUGGCAUGUACAAAAAGAGCAGGGAUGCAUGGUCUUGCACAACUUUAAGUUAUCUAGCAUUAGUUUUUGAUAUAACACUUGGUUUCAUCUACAAAAUUGAAAAAGAUAGUAUAGCUGAUUUGGGGUAUGGCAUGAUAGGUCGAAAAAUAGUGGCUGGGACCGACUUGGGAGGAUUGAAAGAGACGCAAGAGAUUCUUGAUUUUGCAGCAAAACACAAUAUUAUAGCAGAUGUGGGGGUUAUUCCUAUAGACAAUGUGAACACAGCCAUGGAGUGUCUUGAGAAAGGCGAUGUUAGAUACCGAUUUGUUCUAGAUGUGGCAAACACAUUGAAGACUACUUAA